This is a messenger RNA of Callorhinchus milii (elephant shark), 1578 nucleotides long. RefSeq names its product proton channel OTOP2. Gene Ontology annotation, molecular function: proton channel activity. Gene Ontology annotation, cellular component: membrane. The record is from RefSeq and is a predicted model, not a curated record. The annotation marks the transcript as partial. The transcript has 5 exons. NCBI's taxonomy places the organism in Eukaryota, Metazoa, Chordata, Chondrichthyes, Chimaeriformes, Callorhinchidae. Gene Ontology annotation, biological process: proton transmembrane transport.
AUGCAGACAAUAUCCGGAGAAAUAACUGAAGGGGAAAGCAGUAGCAAUGUGAUGGGUCCACACCAGGAAGGAAACCCACAGAAUUUACUGAAACCUGCCAAUGACCCAACAUCACCCAAACUGCUGCAGAAUGAAUCUGGCCAACGGGUCCCAGGGGCCAACCUGCUGUCUGCAGUGCUAGCCUCGAAUAUAGGGCUGCUGGGAAUUGCUCUGAUCUCUGUAGGGGCUAUCAGGAGAAUCCCAGUGGGGCAGAAUGAGGUCCACUUGUUCCUUACCAUCAUGAUGCUAUUGGCUCUGUGCUGGAUACUCUUCUAUGUCUCCUACAUUGCCAGGCACAAGCACAUUAUUAUUUACAGAGACACCAACGCAGGACCAGUCUGGCUAAGAGGAGGGCUGCUGCUGUUUGCGGGUGGCAGCUUGCUUCUGCAUUUGUUCAAGAUUGGAUAUUUCAUUGGAUCCACAGGCUGUCAACACCCAAUCACAAUCAUUUUCUUUGUCACUCAAAUCGCAUUUCUUCUGGCCCAGACAUACUUUCUGUGGGUCCAUUGCAAAACUUGCGUUCAACUACAGCAGGACAUUUCACGGUGCGGCUUGUCGUUGCUGCUGACAUCCAAUCUGAUGCUGUGGGUUUCUGCUGUAACAGACGAGUUUCUUCACCAGACUGAUAGCAACGACCUCCCAGAGAGCAAGUUCUUGACUAUAGAAGAUCCAGGUAACAGCACCGAAUGUCACUGCAAUAGCAGUAUCUGUCAUCAUCUGCAGCUCGGUUCUGACUACUUAUACCCAUUCAACAUUGAGUACAACUUGUUUGCUUCAACCAUGGUUUACGUGAUGUGGAAGAAUGUUGGCCGGUUCUUAGAUCAAUUUGCCCAAAACAAGGGUAACUUCUACCUUCACGGCUUUCCCAUUGGCCUAGUCCUUGGGUUGGUUGGGAUAUUGGUCGGCCUAGUUAUUUUCAUUAUCUGUGAGGUCAAGAUGACAUUUAAUGAAUGGAAGAUACCAGCUCUUAUAAUGUAUUACAUCUUCAACAUUGUGCUUCUGAGCUUGAUGUCCAUGGUCAGCUUGCUUGGCUCUUUUAUCUACAUACUCGAUAAAAGAAGCAUAGAUCAACGUAUAAACCCUACCAGAAAUCUAGAGGUGAAUCUGCUGUUGGGAACGGAAAUGGGUCAGUUUAGCGUUGCCUACUUUUCAAUAGUAGCUCUGGUGUCCAUCAGACCACAUGAACCUCUAGCCAUCCUGAGCCUCAUGUUCUCCUUGAUCACAAUAAUCCAGCAUGCCCUCCAAAGUAUCUUCAUUAUCAAAGGUUUGUACAGGCAACCGUUCAGUGAACCAACCGAACAGAUAAGUUUUCAAUCAUUAUUCAGAAGUGCCAUCAGCCACCUGUAUAUCAGUCCUACUCGAUCCGAGCAAUUUUCUGACCAAAUUACGGAGCCCACCUUCCAAAGCAACAAUCCCGAAACACACUCAGAUACAAUCAGCCCUGCUGUUGGUCCAGGACAUGUGCAGGGCAAUCAGCUAACGUGGAAGCGGAGGUUCCUGAAGGAGAUCACUUCAUUUUUACUCCUGAGCAAUAUCAUC